AAUUGUUAAGCGCUUCGUAUCCUUUGCUACGACUCUCUAGAGCUCAGCAUUGUUUCCGUGAGGCCGUGGCGGUCUGAGAGAUGGCCAGAGAAUACGAUCAUCUCUUCAAGUUACUCAUCAUCGGGGACAGUGGUGUUGGAAAGAGCUCGCUACUGCUGAGAUUUGCUGACAAUCUCUUUGCAGGCACGUACAUCACGACCAUUGGCGUGGACUUCAAGAUCCGGACAAUUGAUGUGAACGGGGAGAAGGUGAAACUACAGAUCUGGGACACUGCAGGCCAGGAGAGGUUUAGAACCAUCACCUCCACGUACUACAGAGGAACGCAUGGAGUGAUUGUAGUCUACGAUGUGACGAGUGGAGAGAGUUUUGUGAACGUCAAGAGGUGGUUGCAGGAGAUCGAUCAGAACUGCGACACCGUCAACAGAAUUCUAGUGGGAAACAAGAAUGAUGCAACACCAGACAAGAAAGUGGUAAAGACGGAAGAUGCCCAGAAGUUUGCCGAGCAGAUUGGCGUCCCGCUCUACGAGACGAGUGCCAAGGAGAACCUGAAUGUGGAGGAGGUGUUCUAUGAGAUAACGAAGCAGGUCCUCAAGACCAAGAAAGAGUCCCAGAAAGACACAGGUGCCAGAGACACAAUAAAAGUCGGUAAAAACACAGCAACGAAAAAGAAGAAAUGCUGUUAACUCGGUAGCAAUUAAUACCUUGUACAUUAGGUAGAAGUUAGAUUUAAAAAGUACUUUUCAUACAGAGAAACACACUAUGACCUGUUUUCGCUCUAAAUUUAUUCACACGAUGGUUUCAUGUAUGCUUUAAUUUUGUUUGUUUGUGAUUUUGUACCAUGCAAUAUGACAAUGUAUAUGUGGAGAUUUUGUUUGUUAUGACCGUGCACGUGUGUAAUUAGUAGCAACAGGAAGUGGCUCUUUGUCUGGUGACAUAGUCGCAAUACUGGCCUUGUUUGGCAGGAAUGUACACUUGUAAUUGCUAACCCGUGUAAUUAAUU
Messenger RNA from Geodia barretti, 1000 nucleotides. The record is from the annotation of a GenBank genome assembly. Lineage: Eukaryota; Metazoa; Porifera; Demospongiae; Tetractinellida; Geodiidae.